Molecule: messenger RNA, 3296 nt
Organism: Frankliniella occidentalis (western flower thrips)
Lineage: Eukaryota; Metazoa; Arthropoda; Insecta; Thysanoptera; Thripidae
Product: homeobox protein TGIF2
Exons: 4
Coding region: 366-1439 (357 amino acids)
Biological process (GO): regulation of transcription by RNA polymerase II
Molecular function (GO): DNA-binding transcription factor activity, RNA polymerase II-specific; RNA polymerase II cis-regulatory region sequence-specific DNA binding
Source: RefSeq, a predicted model, not a curated record
GGCGCCUGCGCCUGCCCGCCUGCCCGAAGCAAACUCGAACUCAAAAAUCCUGUCAACAGCACGCUGUCAUGUAGGAGCUCCGUGUUGUCGUCGUAAACCUCAAGAAAAACAGUGACUUUGUUGGUAAACGUUGAAUCAGUGGGUGCGUGCGUUGUCUGACACUCGGUGACAAGAUUUAAGUGACGUUUACUCUACGUUUCGGUGAACGUAGAGAAGUUUGUGCAGACUCUAACCUCGUGUGCGGUCACUUUGACGGAGCUCGAGGGGGGCAUAACAAGCCAGAGCGCGGCGUUCAAAGACUCGGCGGCGCUACAGCGGCGCUCAAAUAAGUUGUCGGGCGUUCAAAACGUUCUGACGACUUCGCCAUGAACAAGUUCAGGUCCUGGAAGCCGUCGGGUGUCCGCAGUGACAGCUCGGCUGGCUCGUCGCUCCGCUUCACUCCUCGCUACUCGCAAGUCUACCCGGCGGAUCUAAUGAAGUACAAACGACCUCGGGAACGCUUCCCGUCAUCCAGCAGUACGGACGACCCGGACAGCGGGUCCGAGGGCGAGCAGGACGUGGGUCUGGCGGGCCCCGGGGGGCUGCACUCGCACCCGCACUCGCACCACGGCCACCCGCACACGCCGCAGCACCACUCGUCCAGCAGCAGCUCGGUGGCGCGCAAGCGGCGCGGCAACCUGCCCAAGUACUCCGUCAAGAUCCUCAAGCGCUGGCUCUACGACCACCGGUACAACGCCUACCCGAACGACGCCGAGAAGGUGUCGCUGUCGAAGGAGGCCAACCUGACCGUGCUGCAGGUGUGCAACUGGUUCAUAAACGCGAGACGAAGAGUCCUUCCAGAAAUGAUAAGACGGGAGGGGAACGACCCCCAGAACUACACGAUAUCGAGGAGGGGGAAGAAGCUGGGCGGCGGCAGCGGGGGCAGCCAAGUGAGUGGCUCCUCCAGCUCCAGCCCGCCCGGGAGCACGGGCAAGCGGGGCAUCGACCACGACUAUGACGAUACUGUCAUGUACCGCAGCGAGGAGGACUCGCCCAACGAGUACGAGAGCAGCUCGCCUUCCGAAGAGGAAGUCACCUCACCCCUCUCGAGCCAGCCCUGGCAUAAUCACCAUUCGGUGAUUCGAUUUGGAUAUCAGAACGACUGUAAGGUCUCUCUCAACAAUAACAACCAGCAUCGACCGCAGUUGAACAUCCAAAGAGAGGAAGAAUCAAAUAGUGCUAAGAAUGUUAUCACCCAAACAGCUGCAGAGUAUUGGAACACACGACUUUGCACGCCUCUUUCCUCACAUCAACAAGAGACUCCACCCCCGACUCCCCCUGAUGAUGUCGAGGACCGCGAUAAGUUUAAGUGUCUUUACCUUUUAGUUGAAGCAGCUGUUCAGGUGCAACAGCAGGAGCGCCAAAGGGAACAGCAGCAACUUGCGACACCAACAAUGUAGUGUUGGUUACCAGGGGUCGUAAAACAUUUGUCGUUUGGUUUGUGUUUGUUGCUUUCUUUCUGUCUACAUAUGACCGGGAGUCAAUAAUUGUAUUGAGUGUAAGUGAAGCUUAAGUGCCUGAAAUGGAGGUGCAGUCACUAGAUAUAUACUUUGGACUCAUUCUUGUGAUACUGAUUUGCUUUUGAGGUACGUACUUUUGAGUAACGUUUAGAGAGAAUGUGUGUGUGUGCUACAAUCCGCUGACAAGAAUUAAAUUGUGGUCAGGAAACCUUUUUUUUUCAUUCAGUGAUUGCAAUGUGAAUGGGCCCACAGCCACAGAGCAAGCAUUUCAUUUGCAUUUUCCUCCAGUCAACAUUUGAAAGUAAUUGACUAUUUCAGUUAAUUUAAACAAUUAUUUGAAAGACAAGAUGAUUUUUUUUUGUGUGUAUGAUAGGAUCACAUAUUUAUUUUGAAAUUCAAAACUUAACCAAGGUGCCUUAAGUAAGCUGUGAGCAGGAAGGCUGGUCUCUUUAUGAUGGACUUGCAACUGAUUAAUAUUUUAUGUACCUUAAUAGAGUUGCAUGUACCUAGUUCUUUUAUCAACUUACGAGAAGUAAUUGAAACUAUCAAUAUUCUAACUGAUUACAAGGUCUGUUUAUUGUAUUAAAUUUUACUCUGUGGAAAUGGACUUUUCCAUUUGUUUUAAUUCAUGUUUUAUAUCAAGUAAUUGUUUUUUUUUCUUUUUAAAUUUGAUCAGUUAGGCUGAUUUUAGUGUUGGAGUGUUAAAGUUAGUGAAACCUGUGAUUAUGUGUCGUUACUGGAGCGGCCGUUAUUGUUGUUUGUUAAGAAGUGGUCCGUCCCUUGAGCUUCUAUCCUUUCAUGACCGCUUUCCUUCUCCUUCAAAAUGGUAGUCAGGUUGUGGUAAUGCAAGGCUGAGUAUUUUUCUACGUAAUGCUCAAAAUUGAUUUUCUUCCUCUUUAUAAUGUUGUUCCCAAUGUUUAGUAUUAAGUUAAGGACAAGAAAUUUCACAGAUGACUGCUCAAUGGAUUUUGAAGAUGUGUAUAUACUUUGUGCUGUUGAAAUGGGCUCAACAAGUAGUAAUAGCUAGUAGAAUGAAAAUUCGAAUGAUCCAUGAUAGUACAAAAAAGCUGAAUUAGAGUAUUGUACAGGCGCUGGACGACUUAAUAUUACACUGCCAAGUUGAAUUAGUCAUUUAGCAGUCUGUACUGGAAUUCAUCAACAUACAAUUGUAGAAUUUACAGGUAGACUUUUUUUUACAUUGUUUUUUUUUAGAAAAUAAGAAGUUUGAAAAAAAAAUGUCAAAGCACAAUUUAUUUCCUGAUAGCAAAAUGGUGACUGAUUCCAGUUUGCCAUCAUGCACUAAAUUGUAUCUGUAGGGUUAUUGUUACUAGAUUUGUCACCAUUGUGUACAUUGUUAUUACUAUCUGCCCUUUUUGAGGCGGAUUUUUUGUUUUGUUUUGAGAUUCAUCUUUCUCCCAUCACUUGUUAUGGUGUGUACAUGGGAAGCGAUUGAGCUCCUUGUGAUAAUGAAGAGCUGUUGAAGGCGAGAUGGAUGAAAGUGUCAUAUCAGAGCUGCAAAUGUCAAAUGAUUAUUUUGCCAGCCCCUGGUCUUCCUUGUGAACCAUUGCUGCUGCGUACUUAUCUCAACUGUAGAAUGUUUUUUUUUUUUUUCUCUUAUUUUAAAUGUGAUCUUUUGUGCCUUAAAGGCAUAAAAAGAUGUGUGCCAAUUAUUUUGUAGUUACAAUUCAUGUGGGAAUUGAAGUGUGCAGUAUACCAAUGGUUCCUAGGGAAGAUCUGGAAAUUUCAUAGACCAUGAUAGAAAUAGUCAACAAUAGGAAAUAAAUCUCAUCAAAAUGA